UCUUCAAAGGAGUCAAUAAUUGAAACGAUGGAGAGAAAGAAAUCGCCGGUUGAAUCUACCAAGGAUACCGAGUAUGGAACUGCCAAAUACGAAGAUGAAAUCAUACCGUCUUGGAAAUUUUGGAAAAAGAGGAGAUAUGUAGUCGCAGUAUUAGCCUUUUUCGGAUUUUUUACGUCUUACAUACUUCGCGUAAAUUUAAGCGUGGCCAUUGUUGCGAUGACCGCGAAGGUUUGCAAAAUUGAUGAAAAUGGAAACGAAUAUUUUGAAAGAGAAUUCGACUGGGAUCCAGCAAUGCAAGGAAUGGUUUUAAGUUCAUUUUUUUAUGGAUAUAUCAGUACCCAAUUAUUCGGUGGAUGGCUUAGUGCACGCAUUGGUGGAAAGAGAGUUUUCGGUCUUGGAAUUGCAACUACAGCUUUCCUCACAAUUAUUACACCUCCCUUGGCCAGAAUAAAUGUUUACAUUUUAAUCGCUUUAAGAAUAAUAGAAGGAAUUUGUGAGGGUGUAACGUAUCCUUGUAUACAUGCAAUAUGGGCACAAUGGGCACCUCCACUGGAAAGAUCAAAAUUAGCGACUCUUGCAUUCUCCGGAAGUUUCUUUGGAACGGUAUUCGCUAUGCCGGUUGCCGGUUUGAUGGCCGAAUACCUUGGUUGGCCUUCUGUUUUUUACGUUUUUGGAGCAGCUGGUCUUGUUUGGUUCUUUUACUGGUGGAUAGUCGUGAAGGAUAAACCAGAGGACGAUAAAUCUAUUUCCGAAGCUGAACUUGAAUAUAUUAAAAGUAGCCUUGGAAACUCGGAAAAUAAAAAAAUUACACAUCCAUGGAAAGCAAUGCUUACAUCACCACCAGUCUGGGCAAUUGUUGCAGCACAUUUUAGCGAAAAUUGGGGAUUUUACACUAUGCUCACUCAAUUACCAACAUUUAUGAAUGAUGUACUUGACUUCAAAUUGGAUAAGACUGGUUAUUUAUCCGCAUUGCCGUAUGUAGCUAUGACACUAAUCGUUCAAUUUUCUGGACAUUUAGCCGACUAUUUAAGAACAAAGAAAAUUUUAACCACUACACAGGUGCGUAAAUUAUUUAAUUGUGGAGCUUUUAUAUUUCAAACAAUAUUUAUGACCUGUACAGGUUUUAUCUUAACACCAGCAGCAGUAGUUACUUGUAUCACCAUAGCAGUUGGCCUUGGUGGUUUUGCUUGGUCCGGUUUUGGAGUAAAUCAUUUAGAUAUUGCACCUAAGCAUGCAAGUGUACUUAUGGGAAUCGGAAAUACUAUUGCAACUUUACCUGGAAUUAUGAGUCCACAAAUUACUGGAUAUAUUGUUCAGAAUAAAAGCGCUGAAGAGUGGAGGACAGUUUUUAUUAUCGCUGGUGCUGUUUAUUUGAUAGGAGCUGUGAUAUAUGGUUUAUUUGCAUCUGGUGAAAAACAGAGUUGGGCAGAAGAAAAUGAUAAAGAAACUGCAGAAUCGAAAAAAUCUUAUGAUAAUCCUGCAAUGGAAGUAGAUAAUGUAUAGUACAAAACAAAUA
Molecule: messenger RNA, 1516 nt
Organism: Eufriesea mexicana
Lineage: Eukaryota; Metazoa; Arthropoda; Insecta; Hymenoptera; Apidae
Gene: MFS9
Product: major facilitator superfamily transporter 9
Exons: 10
Coding region: 28-1503 (491 amino acids)
Biological process (GO): monoatomic anion transport; transmembrane transport
Cellular component (GO): membrane
Molecular function (GO): transmembrane transporter activity
Source: RefSeq, a predicted model, not a curated record